Molecule: messenger RNA, 1933 nt
Organism: Acyrthosiphon pisum (pea aphid)
Lineage: Eukaryota; Metazoa; Arthropoda; Insecta; Hemiptera; Aphididae
Product: protein cereblon-like
Exons: 10
Coding region: 520-1779 (419 amino acids)
Source: RefSeq, a predicted model, not a curated record
UCUCCGUCUUACAAAUGCAUAACCUAGAAAAUGUUCGCUCAUGUUUAGCUCCGUAGACCGUUGUAGUUGUAGUCCGUGGUUUAAGAAUUUAUUAGAGUAAAUCGACCCGUUGUGAAACUUGAUCGUUAGAAUAUUAUAUGUGUUUGUGUGUGGGUUUUUCAAUAUUGUUCAAUUGUUUAGCAAGUUUUGCGUGUAUAAUAUAGCGUAAAUUAAAAAUGCUUAUAAGUUAUAACCCACUUCCUUUUACUAUGAUCGUUUUCAGUUAUCGCAGGAUGCGUAACUACAAAAUAUCAAUAAUAAUAUUAUUAUUAUCUGUAUUUAUGUUCAUUGUAUACUGUUGUUAAUUAAUAUUUGAUAUUCUCCCUAGCGGUGUUUGAACCACUACGAUAAUAUUAUUAUAUUAUUAUUUUUACAACGAGGGAUACUCAAUAAGUACCUGUUAACGUUUUAAUUAACCAGACGUCCAGACGCUGGUUCGCUGGUUGUUACCCAAAAACUCAAACAAGCGACGUUGUCAACAUGAACACCCAGAACACCCCAAACAACUUAAACAACAACUCCGAUGACGAAGUCGUCAAUCCUAACAGGCAAGUAUAUGCAAAUGCAGUUGUUCAACAACGUGUUCAAGAUAGAAGGGGUUUUACUGUCCCCCCAGAACUUCAAUUAGAAACACACUAUAACCGAAGUUUAACUGCAGCAAACAAGCAUUUGGGAGAUGGACUUCAUAAAGCUACUGGACGCACAGUAUAUAAAAAAGGCGUUUUUAAUACAUUACCAAUUAUUUUUAUAAAUCUAAAUUUGGUGCCUGGACAAAUUUUGCCUAUUAUAGCUCAUUCUAAGCAUGUUGAACUACUAUUAAAAUUUGGCAUAAACCGUAAUCAAUCAUUUGGAGUUUGCUACAAACUUAAUAAAAAUAAUCGUACAUUUGGAACAAUUGCCGAGGCUUAUGAAGAACCUAUAAAAAUAGAAAGUAAUCGGCCAUUUCAAAUUAAAGUUCUGGGCUAUCAGCGGUUUGAAAUUGUACAAGUCAAUUUUCAAUUUCCUGAAAGUCAUGAACAAAUAGUUGCUUUGGCUAAAAUUAAAAUCCUGCAAGAUAUCACAUUAACUCAUCCGUAUAAUACAUUGUGUUUACAUCCAAAGAAACGUAAUAUGAGUCAUGGUGAAAUGUGCAGUAAAAGAGACAUGUGGCAAACUCAGUGGCCAAAUUGGGUUUAUAAACAGUUUGAUGUUUAUGAAUUGGCAUCUCGUCUUUCCAAAAAAGUUAAAAUGUUGUAUAAAAAUGUCAAAAUCUCAGAUGAUCCAUGUUUGUUGUCAUUCCAAGUGAUGAUACUUAGUAUAUUCAGUCAAGAACAAGUAAAUGAAUUGCUCGGUAUUGAGUCAACAAUCCUACGACUUCAAUACGAACUUCAAUAUUGGAAUAAAGUUCAAUCAAUGCAAAAAUUCUUGUGUGCUCAAUCUGGCUGUAGUGCUCUAGUGUGCAAUAUGAGCAAUGUAUUUCCAAUGUCUCCUGAAGGACCACAGAGUACUUAUUGUAACUCUUGGGGGAUAAUCCAUGAAAUGAUAACUGUAACCGAACUGGACGAUGAUUUAGACGUUAUAACAGUAGGAAGUCCGUCUACUGAGUGCUGCUGGUUCCCUGGAUAUAAAUGGACAAUAAUUUUGUGUCCAAACUGUCAAAGCCAUUUGGGCUGGAGUUAUUUGGCUGAUGAAAAUUUAACACUAACGCCAAAAGUAUUCUAUGGAUUAUCUGUACGCGCCAUAACAUCUAUUAAAGACUAGUUAGUGCCAGACAGAGAAAGAUUCGAGGAAAUCAAUGAUGGAGAAAUGCUAGUAACAUUUUAAGAAAUAUUUUUAAUUUUCUUUCUUCUCAUUAUAAUUAUUUUAUUCAAGUACAAAGUAUGUAAAUGAUCCAUAAAUAUAUAUCAUGUUUGCU